Molecule: messenger RNA, 1203 nt
Organism: Cladocopium goreaui
Lineage: Eukaryota; Dinophyceae; Suessiales; Symbiodiniaceae
Source: the annotation of a GenBank genome assembly
GCUGUCCAAAAAUCUGUGACCGACGACAGCCUUUGGCUCAAUCCAAGCUGUGGGGCUGUGGGGCUCGCCCUUCGGUCGCGUCGCCAUGCCCGGCAGGGGCUGUCAGAUGGAGAGUAUGUUUGCGGAGUCCUUGAAGUUGGGCUGCUGCGAAGUUGAUUUGGCUUUUCUGAAGAAGAAGUCCCGGAAAUUGUGUGGAUCCAGCGAGGUUCCAGUCGACCCAGAAAUUACCGUCAAGGUGGUCAAGGGCGAAGUCGAUGGCCUGGUCUAUGAGUGGGACUUGCAGGACAGUUGGCCCAUCCACUUCAGCAAGGCGCGGCUUCAGAUCCUCUCUUUUGCUGACUUGGAAGUCACCGAAGUUUCCAGGAACAGGACACUGGUUCGCAUGCGACCCGAAGUGCUGCAAGUGCAAACUGGGUCGCAAAUUUGGGAUCACAAGGCCAGUCGCCGCGGCUUAAGCGAGUGGCACAGUGGCGCGAUGGCACAGACAGUGCUACCUCCAGGAUUUCAGGUGGAGGAACUGUUGGUGGUUCACGAGCUGCUGCUGAAGCAUUCCCUUCACAAGGCAUGGUCAACCGAAGAACAUCGGUGCCAUCAACGGCCCGGUGGGCCCGUGCGGGCCGUGCGGGGUCUCCGCAGGCCUUGCUAGGGGGCCACUUUAGAGGUACGAGGUGAUGCGGUCGGGAUCGACCGCAGGCUUCGGUAGGGGGGUGAAGGUUGCUAAGUCUUGGAUUUUAUAUGUUUGUCUAUUAAUUUGUUUGUUUAUUUUUUUGGAUGAUGUUCUAGUCUUUAGAUCAUUAUGAUCAUUCGAGAUGUUGGGGGGUCUUCAAAUGAAUCUUUAUCCACUGAGUUUUUGCAAAGUUUAGCCAACACGCUUUUCACAACCUGCCAGUGCAAGCCUUGGUGUUUGUAGGACGACCCAGUUCUGAAAGGCGAUGCUUGAGCGGGCUGGUGCGUCUAACGCAGGCCUGGGACGAUCAACGGCUAUUCACCAGCCAGGGGAACCCGGCGAAUCCUGAGGUGAAGACAAUGCUCGGACGAACUGAGCCUUCCAAGAAAUCUUCUGAAUCGAAAACCUUCGAAUCAUCAUCUUCGAAAUCUUCAACGAGAUCGUCAGAAUCUUCUGAAUCCCCCAUGAAGAGAAGACGCUGCGAACAGCUCGACCAGUGCGACCAGAUUUCCCGUGCAGAAUGACGCAAAGAAAAG